Messenger RNA from Macrosteles quadrilineatus (aster leafhopper), 665 nucleotides. Its product is annotated as peptidoglycan-recognition protein LF-like. Bases 74 to 556 code for a protein of 160 amino acids. The transcript is spliced from 5 exons. Gene Ontology annotation, molecular function: N-acetylmuramoyl-L-alanine amidase activity; zinc ion binding. Gene Ontology annotation, biological process: peptidoglycan catabolic process. NCBI's taxonomy places the organism in Eukaryota, Metazoa, Arthropoda, Insecta, Hemiptera, Cicadellidae. The record is from RefSeq and is a predicted model, not a curated record.
GUUAUGUGAAAUUAAACUUUAUAUUGAUCAGUAUUUAGACACUUAGGCCUGCUAUCGAGUUGUGAAAGACAAAAUGGACGGACCGGGUUGGAAUCCUAAGCCCCAGACGACGUCGAAGCCCCUGGAACUACUGGGGAGAACAGAAUGGGCAGCACAACCUCCCAAGUGGACGGACGCACUUGAUCUGCCUGUCAAUAAGCUGUUCCUCUCGGCCACUGGCAGGCAGACUUGCUACAGUGUGAGGGUAUGCACUGGCGAACUGCAGAGGAUACAAAACUUUCAUAUGAAGAUCGAGAUGAUACCUGACAUCAGAUACAAUUUUAUCAUCGGUGGCAAAGGUAUAGUUUAUGAAGGUCGGGGCUGGAAUGUGAAGCCUAACCUACCUAAAAUGUACGACUCUCUCGAAAACAAAGCACUCUUCAUUGGAUUUACAGGCGAUUUUAGAGAUCCAAAGAUCGCAGUGCCACCGGAAAUGCUGGAAGCGAUGGAUCUCCUAAUUAAACUCGGGAUAGACUACAAAUAUAUUUCACCUGACUACGAAACAUUUGAUUUGUAAUUUGUAUAAAUAUAGUUUUAAAUUCACAGAAAUUUCAAUGGUUUUGGAUCAAACAAACACUAAUUGGAAUUACGUCGAAUUUUUACGUUUCUUAAGAUUUUUCAUAUAA